Messenger RNA from Ixodes scapularis (black-legged tick), 1093 nucleotides. Its product is annotated as protein Skeletor, isoforms B/C. The record is from RefSeq and is a predicted model, not a curated record. The transcript is spliced from 10 exons. The coding region runs from base 40 to 930 and encodes 296 amino acids. NCBI's taxonomy places the organism in Eukaryota, Metazoa, Arthropoda, Arachnida, Ixodida, Ixodidae.
CGGCGGCCGAGCAAGUCGGCUUUUGGCGCCGGACAAGGGAUGCUCACGAUGGCUUGGAUACGCACGCUCGUCGCCCUCACUGCGCUCCUCUCUCAAGGAGUGCUCGGCAGCUAUCAUGGCAUCAAGAUAGGCCCAUUGAAAACACAAGCACAUGGUGUCAGGGGAGACGUAUACGCUGCAAAUGACGUCAACUUUUACAUCGCAAAUUUUUACUACGAUGGCGACGCACCAGCGGCGCACUUCCAGGUCGGCACUGAAAGCGAGCCCGGCCCUCACGGUACCAACCUGCCCGACGAAACCGGAAGCACGGCCCCCUUGAAGGGUUACCGCGGGGCCAACAUCACCAUCAGAGUGCCUGACAACAAGAAAAUCACCGACUUCAAGUACCUGGGCGUGUGGUGCGAGAGCUUCGGGGUUAACUUUGGUCACGUGGUGAUUCCUUCGGACUUCAAGUUGCCGCAGCCGCAAACCAUCGGAACGGGCGUCACUGGUGCCCAUGGCGUUAAGAUCGGCUCGGUCGUCCUCACGGACGCCAAUACGAUCCAACUCACCAACUUCCACUACGACGGAGCGGCACCCGACGCGCACUUUUUUGUGAGUCCCGAGCCCAAGCCCCCCCGUGCCAGCGGUGGAACCAAGCUGCUCAACGAGAAUGGCAGCAAUGACAAGCUGCCGGCGUACACCGGCAAGGACGUCACCCUGAAGCUUCCCGGCAAGAGCACGUGGGCCGACUACAAGUGGUUCUCGGUGUUCUGCCUGAUGGCCGACACCAGCUUCGCCACCGUCGACAUCCCGAACGUGCUCACCGUUCCCGCUUUUCCGGAGACCGGAGGAAAUCACGCUGCGCAAAGCCUGCCGUCGGUGUUCCUCUCCUUGGGGCUGGCCUUGUUCGUGGCUCUCCGGCUGGGACAACCUUCGGGGUCGAGCUGAAAAGGGACGACGUCUUAGCCGAGGAUCUCCGGUACCGUCCUGCACGACGCUCGCUUGAAACGGCACGAAAGGAAUAGCUGGCUGCUUCCUGCUGCUACAAACGCGGUAUCCCAAACAAACUUUGUGUGCGAAUAAAAAAAUAAAUAAAAGAAGAAAAACGUGA